AUGGCCUUCUUAAGACAUGAAGAUUUAGAUUCUACUUUUGUUGUAACCAGCUUGGAUUCCGAUCGCAAUCCCUCUAGGAUCGCCAAUACGGACAUAAGUUUCGAAAAAGAUUGGAUCAACAAGACCGUUGAAAGCGAAAUAUGGCUCGGUAAUAAACUGCGUGAAAAAAAACCAGUAUCAAAAUCAAAAUAUUAUGAACAGAGUGUGGCCAAUAUCGAUUUUUUAGGAUCGUUUGCGAAGCAAUGUGAAGAAAAGUUGAGGAAAAAUAAAUACUCUAAAAACAAGAAGAAUGCAACUUCGCCAAACUCAAAAUCGCCUCAAUGGAGGCGACCGAAGGCAGCUGGCACCAGUUAUUCAACAGCCACUGCUUAUUCAGUAGCGCACAAAUAUUGCAUUCCUAGUAGUCCACGUGGUAGACCCAAAACUUCCAAAUACAAAAACUGCCCGAUGAGAAUAGCGGAGCUAGCUAUGCCAACCAAGCGGCAAUGUAUUGACACUUGGAGAAACAAAUCUGAUUUAUUACCGGGGUUUAUGAUUACAAUUUGGAUAACUAGUAUUUUAGAAGAUUUAUCUCUAAAGCUUCUAGAAGAAGAUUUGAGAGAGCUAGAAGAAGAAGAAGGCCCCGCGCUGGACUUUAUUGACGAUUUAUUUGAUAAAGUUAUAGGUAUAUGCGAACCCCAGCCAGUGCUGGCAGAGUCAGCAUCCGGAGAGUCGGUAUCAGAAAAAUCACGAGAAUCUGGUGAAUCACAAGAAUCAAAUGAAACAGAAAAAUCAGAAGAAUCAGAAACAGCAAAACUUGAAGAAUUGGCAGGCCAAUCAAAUCAAUCUUUGACACCGGUCGAUUCCAACUUACGUAUGGAAAAAUUAGAAGAAACACCCAAUACUGUAGAAGCUGAUAAUUUAUCUGAUGAACAAUAUUUUCGAAAAGAAAUACAAAACGUAAUGAACAGCAUUCAGUUUGAUCCUGAAGAUUAUUUCAAAAAUGAAAUUUCUAAUAUUAUAGACAACAUAGACAAAGAAUCCGAAAAUUAUAAAAGUAACGGUCCAGAAGACAUCGCUGAUAAAUACAUUGGUGUAAUUGCAACGCAAUUAGGAAUUAAAAACAAUAUUAACAAAGCAGAUACUAUAACUGAUAGCAUUAUCAAUUUAAAAGGAACCAAUAAAAUGGCAGAACUACCUCUAAAAACCGAAUAUGUCGAAAAAUAUAAAGACGAAGAAGAAACUUUUGAUAAACUGAACAUUGAUGAAAAUGCCGAUGAACAUAUCGACGGUCAAAAUAAUGAUAAACGUAUUGCCAUGUACACGGGUCGAAAUGUAGAUGAACUUAUUGAGGCUCCAAAUGUCGAUGAUGAGAAUGUUGACCAACAUGCUGAUCAUGUCGAUGAAUUAGGACAAAAUUAUUCAAAUGUGAAUGAACGUUCUGAAAUUUUACUUGAAGAAAGUGAUGACGAAAUGGACAGCAAAAAUGUAAAACUUUCUCAUCAAGACUUGGGUGAUGCAGAUGAGUCUUGGCCUGAUAAUUUAGACGCUAAAUUAAAAGUCAGUGAUAUGUACGUACACAAAUUAACUACAUCCCUAAAAGAUAUUAUGGAAAUGGACGAAUCGCAAAAAUCUCCACGAAAAAGCGUGACCCCGGAAAAACCAGAAGUACCUAUUUCUAAACAGGAAGUCGAAAUUUUUGAUUAUAAAUUCAAGGAUUUAGCGAAUACAGAGGAGUAUGAAACAGAUUUACAAUCAUUUGAGUCGGCUAAAGAGAACAGAGAAAUCACCACGGUUGAACCUAUACAAAUCUAUACCAAGACGCUGGACAGAAAAAGCGAUAAGUCUGUUCCUGUUGUAGAAGAAUCCGACAGUAAAUUAACCCGUGAUUCAGAAAAUUUUCGGCUCGAUUACACUGAAUCGGAAAUUAUAAGUACUGAAAGCUCCUUCAGUGGAAAAGGCUACAAAAGGGCUAAUAGAACAAGUAACAGAAAACCAUCUUACCAAAAAUCUUCUUCGCUCUCUGAUUGUGGUUGGCGAGUAAAACUCAGUACAGCACCCUCCUGGGUGAGAUCGUUUGGUCACGGCGAGCCGAGCGACGAAUGUUUAUAUAAGGAAAUAAUGCCAACUCGUGUAACGGAAGCCGAUAUGCGCAAAUGGUGCAACGAUUUGGAAAAAGCCUAUGCAAAUUUAGAAAUGUGGGGUCAAUGGAUACAUAGCUCAUGCAAAGAAACUAUUUGCUUAUUGAAACAAAAAAGUGGGUAA
Spodoptera exigua (beet armyworm) is the source of this 2244-nucleotide messenger RNA. NCBI's taxonomy places the organism in Eukaryota, Metazoa, Arthropoda, Insecta, Lepidoptera, Noctuidae. The record is from the annotation of a GenBank genome assembly.